Sphenostylis stenocarpa is the source of this 255-nucleotide messenger RNA. Lineage: Eukaryota; Viridiplantae; Streptophyta; Magnoliopsida; Fabales; Fabaceae. The record is from the annotation of a GenBank genome assembly.
AUGGUUGACUUGACGAAGGAAAGUAGUAGAAUUGUGAAGAGCCUCAAUAUUCUUAAACACAACCCUGAUGACUGGAUAUCAAAUGAACCUGAAGAUAAAUAUUGCACAACGUGGAAUGGAUCAUCCGAUAUUGCUUGGAAAGAUGCCAAAUAUGCUCAAAUAUGGGAAUAUCUCAGAGAUGAAUUUAACUUAAACCAGAAAUUUGCAAGACUUGAUUUGAAGUUGAAAUUGGUGGAGGACAUUGGUGAUGAGUAA